Messenger RNA from Ciona intestinalis (vase tunicate), 625 nucleotides. Lineage: Eukaryota; Metazoa; Chordata; Ascidiacea; Phlebobranchia; Cionidae. The record is from RefSeq and is a predicted model, not a curated record.
CCACAGCACUACAUACUCUCACUGAUAUUCCAGAUGUCGUCGGCCGAACACUAACAUACAAAGCACAAGUUGCGCCUCUACGUCAUCAAAUGAGAUAAUUAAAGACGCUUGCCAAGGACAAAACGGUUGCAGAUUAGAUGCUCGGAAUUCUAUAUUCGGAGAUCCUUGUCGUGGAACGCCCAAGUAUAUCUACAUGUCGUAUACUUGUAUCUAUCCAACUUGUUCCAAUCCUAUUCCAACCGUUCGAGUCAUUUGUGAACGGCAACGUCGCAUCAUUAACUGUGGAACUGGGAAACGUAUUGGAGUUUUGACUGGCUUUUAUGGAAGAACAAAUAAACUCACGUGUCCGUCUCGUGCCAUCCGUUCAUCGAGAUGCAAAUCUAGAAGUUCGUUUCGACGAAUCCACAAUACAUGCCAUGGCAAACAACGAUGUGCAAUUACAGCAACCAAUACUGUAUUUGGUAACCCAUGUAACGGAACAUACAAAUACAUUAAGAUGUCCUAUGUUUGCUAUUUUCCAUAGAAACAUAUCGUGGUAGUUAUUACUAUAUGGGGUAAGGUGGAUACCGUUAGUACAUAAUACAAAAUAUCCCAUGUUUCCUAAUCGUGUUUUUUAACAAUUAAC